Molecule: messenger RNA, 2202 nt
Organism: Zingiber officinale
Lineage: Eukaryota; Viridiplantae; Streptophyta; Magnoliopsida; Zingiberales; Zingiberaceae
Product: glucose-6-phosphate 1-dehydrogenase, chloroplastic-like
Exons: 10
Coding region: 151-1923 (590 amino acids)
Biological process (GO): glucose metabolic process; pentose-phosphate shunt, oxidative branch
Cellular component (GO): chloroplast stroma
Molecular function (GO): glucose-6-phosphate dehydrogenase activity; NADP binding
Source: RefSeq, a predicted model, not a curated record
GAGAUCUGCGUCCAAUUUGCAUCGGACUUUCUCCGCUGCUUCUGAUGCCGUCGCCCUGCAAACGCUCGUCGCCCUUUUAAAAAUCUCGCCCUGGUCGUCUCUUCUCCUCCGUAGCGCUAACCAGUUUGACACGGAUCCGGAGGUGGAGACAUGGCCCUUUCCGCUGCCAGAUGCCCCUCUUCCUCCGCCACCGCCGCGGCGGCCGCCGAUUCUCUCAGAUCGUCUGGCCGGCUCAGACCAGUUCCCAGAAGGGUUCUUGUGGGACGGGUGGCCAGCGCUUCCGCGAACCGAUGGAAAUUAAGAGUUACCUGCAAGCAAGAUGCUAGCAGCGUGCCAGUGCCUACUGCAAAAGAAACUCCCUCCAAGGCCGUAGAAAAUGGUGGUGUUUCUGCUUUACCUUCACAGGAAUACGGACAUGUGGUGAGUCCUGAUCCAAGCGAUGGGGAACCAACAGUUAGUAUCACCGUGGUUGGAGCAUCUGGGGACCUUGCUAAAAAGAAGAUAUUUCCUGCUUUAUUUGCACUAUAUUAUGAAGAUUGUCUGCCAAAGCACUUUACUAUAUUUGGUUAUGCCCGAAGUAAAAUGACUGAUGCUGAGCUAAGAACCAUGGUUAGCAGAACACUUACAUGCAGAAUUGAUAAAAGAGAGAAUUGCAAUGAGAAGAUGGAACAAUUCCUAAAACGAUGCUUCUAUCAUUCAGGUCAAUAUGACUUGGAGGAGAACUUUGCAGAACUUGACAAGAAGCUGAAAGAGCAUGAGGCUGGGAGGGUAUCGAACCGGCUGUUUUAUUUAUCAAUUCCACCAAACAUAUUUAUAGAUGUUGCAAAGUCUGCAAGCAGAUCAGCUUCUUCCAAGAAUGGGUGGACCAGGGUAAUAGUUGAAAAACCAUUUGGCCGUGACUCUGAAUCAUCUGCUGCUUUGACAAGUGGACUCAAACAAUACCUAGAUGAAGAUCAAAUUUUUAGGAUUGAUCAUUACUUGGGGAAGGAACUUGUUGAGAAUUUGUCUGUUCUUCGAUUUUCAAAUCUUAUUUUUGAGCCUCUAUGGUCUAGGCAAUAUAUCAGAAAUGUGCAGCUGAUUUUCUCAGAGGAUUUUGGUACAGAAGGACGGGGAGGGUACUUUGAUCACUAUGGUAUUAUCAGAGAUAUUAUGCAGAAUCAUCUUCUCCAAAUUUUAGCUUUAUUUGCAAUGGAAACCCCAGUUAGCUUAGAUGCAGAAGACAUUAGAAAUGAAAAGGUGAAAGUUCUUCGUUCAAUGAGGCCAUUGCAAUUGGAAGAUGUAGUGAUUGGACAAUACAAGAGCCACACGAAGGGUGGAGUCACACAUCCUGGAUACACAGACGAUAAGACUGUUCCCAAGGGGAGCCUUACCCCAACAUUUGCUGCAGCUGCACUUUUCAUAGAUAAUCCAAGAUGGGAUGGGGUUCCCUUCCUAAUGAAAGCUGGGAAAGCAUUGCACACCAAGGGAGCAGAGAUUAGGGUUCAGUUUCGACAUGUCCCAGGCAAUCUCUACAAGCGAAGUUUUGGUUCUGACAUAGACCGAGCGACUAAUGAACUUGUCAUCAGGGUCCAGCCUGAUGAGGCUAUAUACUUAAAAAUUAAUAACAAGGUUCCUGGAUUGGAGAUGAGAUUGGACCGAAGCAAUCUAAAUCUUCUAUACUCAUCAAGGUACUCUAAAGAGAUACCUGACGCAUAUGAGAGGUUGCUUCUUGAUGCUAUUGAGGGUGAACGGCGAUUGUUCAUCCGGUCUGAUGAACUCAAUGCUGCUUGGGAAUUGUUCACUCCAUUACUCAAAGAGUUGGAGGAGAAGAAGAUCGCCCCUGAGCUCUACCCUUAUGGGAGUCGAGGACCAGUAGGUGCACACUAUCUUGCUGCAAAAUACAACGUUCGUUGGGGAGACCUUGGUGCUUCAGAGAGUGUGUAGUUUGAUUAUUUACUGUCAUUUUAGUAGGAAUCUAUUUAAAUAAGCUAUUUGGAAAGAUGGUUAUGCAAUUACAUUACUACAAGAAUAUUCUCUCAAAGUGAUAUUUGUGUGAGAUAGAUACUAUGUUGAUCAUUUACAGUUUUGACAGUAGAUGUUCAAUGUAAUAUGUAGGUUGCUUGUCAUCUUUAACGGUUUAUUUUGAUAAUUAUGUGUAAAAUGAGUACAAUUAAAUUUGUUAAAAAAAAUAAUUGUAAAUAUUUAGUUUACUUCUCUUUUCAA